AUGUGACAGUUUUCGAUAAUAGAAAAAUAAAAUGUGAAAAAUGUACCUUGUUCGUUGUGCAACCCAUUUGUGUUUUGUUAAGUUAUUUUUUGUGCUGUUUUGUAUUUCUACUAGGACGUCAGAAAAUGAUUCUUUAAAGGUUUGCCAAGAGGAAAUUACAGAUCAGGUUAAGUGGCCCACAACACCCGUAAAUUCGUGCUCAACUUCAGAACCACUAUGCAUAAACAACUUUGAAAUAACCGAAAAAUGUUGCGUUAGUAAUGAGACCUGGUGGAAAAAUAACCCAACUUGUUGUGAUAUACAGGAACAUAUAAAAAGCCCGUGUCCCAAAGACUCGUUCCAAAAGGAUAAUAUUUGCAUUUUUGUUAGAGAAACAACCUACCCUCCAAGGUGUCCUUAUGAAGAAAUUUUAGCUUUUGACAGCUACAUUCAGUAUAUUGAUGCUAUAUUUCCCAUAUGGUUACCGGUUGAAAAAGACAAAGGAGAACUAUAUGGUGAAGGCCUAUUUUAUUGGACAGAAAAUUCUCAAAAUUAUAAAACAUCUUACGCUAAACAAUUUUACUACCAGGAUUUACUGCAAGACAAAAAUUGUCUUCUUUUUCACAAUGAAAGUUAUACUGAAGCCGUUGCCUGCACAGAAACGCACCCAGCCAUAUGCGCUUACGAAAUCCUUAGCCAAAAAACUAAGAGCUUUUGCUCGCAAGUCUUUAAUUCCUCAUGCAAACAAAGUGAUUACUCAACAAAAUCAAAAUGUUUUUGCCAAAUAAAUCGAACAGAAAAAGAAAUAAACCGAAUCGAAUUAUUAAUACCAUAUCAAAACUUGCUAUAUACCUCUUUGGACGAAAUUUGUUACAUAGGUUUAGAGAAAAAAGGCGAUUCAUAUAUAUGGUCAAACUCUAACUUACCAAUCACUUACACUUAUUGGUCAACCAAUUCCAAAUUUGGAAAAGAAUAUUUAUUUGGAGCUAUGUCUUCAGAUGGUUGGCUACUAAAAUCGACCGAAGAUGAAGAAAGUUGCACUUUAAUUCAAAAAUCUCUUCCAGAUGUAGUUAAUGAAAUAUCUUUAACGUUAUCACUAAAAAAUGAAACAACUUUAUAUGCGGUAUCUGAAGAAUUACCAUAUUGGAAACAAGAUGAAAUCAGUUCGGAUCCAAUGAUAUUUUGCUUUACAGACGCUUCCAGUGACACGAUAAUACAAAAAAUUGAUACACAAAUAAAUGUUGUUGAAAAUAAACUAGAAGUUGAAUUUUCAUUGUUAAAUGAUGCACCCGGAAAUUAUUGGUGUGAAGGCUUUUUGUAUCCUGAAUUGAACGUAAAGAAAUCAAAUAUUUUCCACAAAGAGUCAACAAAUCGAGAGUACGUAGCAAUUGUUACAACCUCUUAUAUACCAGUAAUUGAAAACCCGCUUACAGAUGGAUUUAUCAAACAAAAAUACGAACUUUUUAUUAAAACUUUAGCUACUCUAGAAAAAGACUUUACUACACUAAUUAAUGUCUUUCCGAGAAUAUACAAGAUAGUAAAAGUCGAUGAAGCUGCCUCUACAAUUACUUUAAACUUUCACCUAACGUCAAACACCAGUAUGAACGAAGUUGAAGUUUAUUCUGGGUUAUUACCGGCUAUGAAUGUCCUUAGGGAAUCUAGUGCAUUUUUUUCUAAUAAUUUUUAUAUGACAACUUUUUGCAUUGGAUUUCAAACUAAUAAUGAGCAAGACGCUACAAUUACAUGGCCUUUGACUAAAGUUAAUGAAGUUGCUUAUAAACCUCGCGAAGAAUGGUGUCUUGAUAAAGAUGGGUCUGUUAUCACUAUGUCGUGCAAAGGUAACUUUAUCGAUGGAGCUUCCUGGGUGCCCAUGGAAAAACAAUGUUCUUCUUUAGAAAAUGUCCAAUUGCAUCUAAUUCUGAAUCAAGUUCUCAAAAUAAACAAUCCAAGCAAUUAUAUGUCCUUAGUUCGAGAACUCAUACAAAAAAAGAGUGAAGAAUUUCAAACUGUUCACAUCAAUCUCAUAGCUCAAUUUUUGAAACAAAUUUCAGAGGGGGAACCAAUUAAUUCAAGUAACAUCGAAGACUUUGCUAAUUUAGUAGACGAAGUCAUUAAUAUAAAUGAAGAUCUUUUGAAGCAGUCCCAGAUAGAUCAUAAUAGUACUGAUGUGAUACUUUAUUGUAUCCAUAAAAUAUUGGAAAAAUCUAAUUUUCAUGACGCUAUAAUUAGAAGUUCGUUCUCAAUAAUAACGCUAUUAAUAGACGAGUUUUAUAGCAAUUCGAUAGUUUGGACAAGAUCGGCUAAUGGAUACGAUAUAGAGUAUGUAAAUUUAACUGAAAGUGAUCUUGAGUUAAAUAACUUCAGCGCUGAUUUUGAUUCAAGUUUGAUUUUUGAUAGAAACCUACUAAAUGAGAUAAUAAAUGUAAACAACAACCGAAUCAUAAUUAUAGCUUAUUUUAAAGGAACACUUUUCAAUGAAGAUUAUUUACAACAGCAUGCUUCAACAGUUUUUAGCACUAUUUUUCCAAAUAUGCCGAGUUGGAACACUUCUGAUUUGGAUAACCUUAUCAUUACUAUGUAUAACGCUAAUAAUAUUGAGAAUCCUGAUAUGCUUAACUGUUCUUAUUGGUCAAAAGAUAGUGAAAAUACUAAAGGAUAUUGGUAUCAUAACAGUAAAAGUAAAUCACUAGAUUCGAAAUUGUUGUGUAAUUUUAAAAAAAUUACUAACGUUGGCUUAAUAUCUGUCGAUAAUGUAACUGCACGACUAGAAGCAUUAGUGGAAGAUAAGCAAAUUGAUUGUUCUGAAAUUUUACGAAGAAUUAAAAUAUUACUAAGUUCUCUAUCCACACAAUUUCAAAGCACAGAUAUCUCUUUGACUAGCAAUCUGCUUCUAAGAUGUCAAAGUGAUGUAGAAUCAGUUUCAGAUAUUUUGGAUCAACUAUUAGAUUUACCUGCAAAUGCAUUAUUUUCUAGUGAAACAGUUCUACUAGAUACAUUUUAUACUAUUUUUACAGGAAUUAAUAAUAAUAAUAUUGAAAUUAUUAAAAAGAAUUUUGCGGUAUCUAUAACAGAUAUUCACGAUGUACAAGGUUUUCAUUUAGAAAAGUGCGAUAAUUAUUGCAACAUAGUACUGGAUCGUGGAAAAUCUACAGAGAAGGAAUAUGAAAUCAGUUUUACAAUGAGUGAAGAAUUAAUUAAUCAACUUAUUGCAAGUCUGCUUAGUAAGAUUAUAUUUAUUUUAUUUUCGAACGACGCUCUGUUUUCAAAUAAAAAUUAUUACAAGUUAAGAGAAUCUUCAAAGGUAGUUGGUUUAAUGAUAGACGUCCCAGAUUUAUUUAAAUUGAAUGGCGAUAUAUCAAUUGUUUAUAAUAUAGAAAAUGAUUCUAUAAACCAUACAUGUGAGUUUUGGAUGAUGGAUCAUUGGGAUCCAACUCUACCAGUUAAUUUCUUGGGCAUGAAUCAAUAUAACUGUAAAUAUUGGGAUUUUGGGUAUUAUACCCUUCGUUAUAAUUACGUGAACGUAACAGCUUUAAUAGAAGAAACUCUUAACGAAAAUUUGGAUACUUACGAAACAUUGGUAAUUUUGGGAAAUAUAACACAAGUUUACACAAAAAUAUUCAAAGCAGUAGAUAUCGAUCUUAUUGCAUCUUAUUUGUCUCAAAUAAAAGAUGCAGACAACAAUAUAUUUGAUAAAUACGCAUUUGUUAUUUCAAAUAUAAUGGAAUUAAAUAGAGAAGUAGUUAUAGAAUCGGAAAGAAAAUAUUCAUCUACAAAUAGAAUUAUAAAUUCUAUAACUAAUAUUGCUGGACAAGUUGAUGGUCCUAUAAAUGUAUGUGAAUCUAAUUUAAUUGUAAUUAAAACACAAACCAUUGCUAACAUUUCAGGAUUAAUUAUUAAUGAUAUUGGAGGAUCUUGUAAUUUUAACCCAAUACUAGAUAUUAUUCCAGUAAAUUUAAAUACCGGAAUUAUCCUAAAAUCUGAUCAAAUAAUUCCUGAGACAAUCAUGUUUACAGCAUUCUAUACGAAUUCAAUAUUUAUCGAAAAGAUGGAUCAAAAAAAUACAAGUGUUAUUUUUGGUGUACACAUACUUGGCUACGAUUCAGUUAUUUCAAAAGACAUCACAGUAUAUUUUGAUGGAGCAAAUAUCAAAUCAGAAUAUUUGGGAUGUGUUUAUUGGACCGGCUCUCAAACAACAACAGGAUGGUGGGAAUUAUCUGGACGAGCUAGUCCUAGUUUUACUUGUAACCACUUUAAGCAAGGUUAUUUUACUUUAUGGGAAGCAAAUGAGACCACUUUUAAUAUUUCUGCAAUGCUUGAAGAUGUAUACAAUUCGGAAGAUUCAACAGAAAAAAAAUUGGAACGAUUGGAAAGUAUUUCAACAUACCAUGAAAAUUUUAAAUCUAUAGAUAUAAUGUUAUUAUCACAAUGUUUUUUACAACUUUUACAACUUGAUAAGAUAAACCAUGACAGCAUUACUGUUUUAAAAAGAAUCGGAAUCAAUUACUUUAAAAUACCAAGUAGUAUCAAAUAUGAAUCUCAAUCGCUACAUAAUGCCACAAGUUCCAUUUUAGAUUUCAUUUAUAAUAAUGGACUUUCGUUAGAUUCGAAUGCGACAAUAGAGCUGGAAUCUUUUUUUCAAAUAAUUAAAUGUGACAUUGAUAAAAACUUCUACCUAAUAACCAUGCCAAAUAAUAAGUUACAUUGUUUUCAUGUACCUUUUGAGCCUGAAGAAAGUAACAUUACAGUGGUUUACAUGCAAUUAUCAUCAAUAAAUAGUGCAAUCUCUGUUAGCAUAUUUGACGAAAAUGAUUUAUUUGUUGAUAAAAAAUCAACGGCAACUUCCAAAAUUAUAGGAAUUUAUGUUUCAAAUCCAACGAACGAUAUUUCAAUAGACGUGUUCUUUAAUCAAACUACAGUAAACAAUCCCAAUUUUGCUUGUGGAUUUUGGACGUUUGUACCCAAUGAAAAUGGCAAAUGGACAUAUUUUCCAACUAACAAAGAACCAACUCGAACCGUUUGUACCGUUUCGAAUGUAAAAGCUGUUCAACACAUUGCCUUAGUAGAUCUGACCUUCACGAGAGUAUUAAAAGACAUUUUUCGUGGCCCUUAUACUUAUUUUGAAAAGAUUUCAGCCGUUUCAAAGUUAAUGCCCGAUUUUCAAAAUCAGUUUGAACCAAAAAAUGUUGAUCAGAUUUAUCAAAUAUUGAAUAGUACAGAAGUUUUCGAAGACAUUCAUUUAACGAUUUUUGUUGAUAUUAUAAAUAAUUUGAUGGGUCUUAAAAGAGAGAUAUUGGCGUCUGCUCAAAAACAUUACAACACCACUGAAAAUCUAUUAAAUUGUAUAGAUAGUCUGAUAAGAGGAUAUAAAGGUGAAAUAUUCCUUAAUCACAACAAUUUUGGACUAAUAAUCAAGUCACAUGUUACUGGUAUAGUUUUCAAGCAUUCUAACAAAUUAUCAUAUACUAUAAAACAUAUACUUUAUGAUAAUCAAGAUAAUCGUAAACCUGAUAGUUUAGAUACAUCACUAAUUAUAGAUAAUCCAACUGAGAUACCAAAUAAAUUAUACAUAUCUGUAUAUUUGAAUAAUGCCUUAUUUAAUGGAAAGUAUGAACCAAGUAUUAGGGAUGAGGCGAUCAUAGUGGGUAUUGGUGUUUCUGAUCCAACAGUGAAAACUUCUUUAAAGACAUACUUUGCCAACUAUGAAGAUCAAAUGAAUAUAUGCGCUUACUGGAACCACAAUGAUGCCCAAACUGGUUUUUGGGAAACAAUCACAAAAUGCCCCUGUGAAAAUCGAAUGAAUGUGAAAUAUUUCGCACUUUUAGAAGAAUACAAUGUAACAAGCGAUUUGCAAGAUAUUUUCGUUGCUAACAUUUCACUAGACGAAAAGUUAGUGAAUGUAAUAGGAAUAGUUCAAAAUAGCACGGACAUUUUGAAACCGUACGAUAUCUAUCUGAUCUCAAAAAUUGUGGGUUUACUCCGUGAAUGUUUAAAUACAACAAAAUACCAAGUUGACCUAACAUCUCAAAUAAUGAGUGAGUUAUUCAACGUAAAUAGAGCUAUUUUACACGAAUCGCAACUGGUGUACGCAGCUACCGAUAGUCUGCUUUACACCACUGACCAAGUUAUAAUGAGCUGUGCAGAUGAUUUAGAAGAACCAAUGAUUCAUACGAACUUUACAAUAGUUAAGACUGAUGUUAAAGAUGGUAACAUUACUAGCUUAGUAUUUAACGACUGCACUACUACAGCUUGUAAUAUCUCAUUUUUAAAUAAUGAAAAUAUCAGCGAAAUUCUCACUAAUACAACAUUUAAAACUGCAUUAGUCUUUAGUUCUGAAUUAAUUGAACAAAUAAAAGUAAACGAUGGACCAGUAAAUUUGAUGAUAACCCUUUAUUUUCAUGAUAAUUACUUUAACGAAAAUCCUAGUAGGAAUAUGGAUACCAGCCAUGUUAUGGGAAUAAUACUAGAAGGUUUAAAUACAGAUUUACAAGGCAAGAUUUACUUGAUGUACAAUAUUGAAAAAAUAAAUGUUUACGAUGACAGAAAAUGUGCUUUUUGGAAGUAUCAGGUUGCUGACUCACCUUCUCACGGUUUUUGGCAAAAUGAUGGAAUGCCUACUUCUGAUAGCGGAUUUAUAAUUUGUGAAUAUAGUCACUUAACACAUUUUGUACUUCUUCUUGCAGGUUCCGGCAGCAUUAUCGAACAAUUAAAUAAUUCACACAUACUUGACAUAAUUACCAACAUAAAUAGCGUUUUAUCCCUUUUCGGCCUCUUCGGUAUUUUAUUAACAGCUGUGCUUUUUGACAGAUGGCGAAAUAAUACAGGAAACCAAAUUUUAAUCAAUUUUUCAAUAGCUAUUUCUAUUAAAAACGUAAUGCUUUAUAUUAGCGAAGGCAUUUAUACGGAAUCUGAUAAAAGUAUGGCUUGCACAAUUACCGGAGGGAUACUACAUUACUCAAUUUUAUCAGAAUUUUGUUGGAUGUUAAUCAUAGCUAUUUUGCAAUUUAAAAGAUUUGUAGAAGUCUUAGGAGGACCUUUAAAAUACGUUUUACUGAAAGCUUGUAUUUGUGGUUGGGUGUUUCCAGCUCUACCAGUAUUCCUUAUCAUCAUUAUCGACGUUAAUAAUUAUAAUAAAAGCGAGGUCGGCCUCUGCUAUCCUUCUGGUUUUGGAUUAUACCUUGGAGUGUGGCUUCCUCUGGUAGUCAUUAUAAGCAUAAAUUUCAUAAUAUUCCUUUUCAUUCUCUACAAUGUUUUCCAUAAGAAAACUGAAUACAGAGAUCAAGUUAACCAUGACAUCAUUUUUCAAUGGAGACUUGCCAUACUUCUUUUUUCAAUGUUAGGUUUGACCUGGACGUUGGGUUUCCUUUCUUUAAUAUUUGGAUCUAGUAUAUUUGCAGUGCUGUUUUGUUUCUUGGCGACACUGCAAGGAUUCGUUAUGUUUAUGUUUUUUAUUGUGUUUAACAAGAACGCGAGAUAUUUGUAUGUUCAAUGUUUUAGCUCGUGGAUGUAUUCUAAAGGGUAUAAGCAAGGUAUAAAGUAAAUUAAAAUUAUACAAAGGUUACCUACUUUAAUCUGUAAAAAUAUUGUAUAUAUACAUUUAGUGCUAAAGAAAGAAAUAAAAAGCACGUUUUAACGUCUACGAUAUUAAUAUCCAAAAUCCCCAGGCUAAGUGUUCGUUGGACCACCUUGUAUUUAAUUUUGUUAUAGAAUUAGUCCUAACUGUUCAAAUUACAAGAAAAAUUAAACCAUCAAAGACCAUAAUUUUUUAUACAGGGUAUCCCAUUUGUGCUUAAUUGCUUCAUAUUUUAAUUUGUCUAUACAAGUUUCAAAUUAAAGUUAUAGAAAUUUGAAAAAGGCAUACUUUUUUUUUCUUUUGUAUACAAGAUGUUAGAUUUUUGCCUGGCAAAUAAAAAUAUGUACCUAUAUUUAAAUAUAUUUUAUUUCAAUGAAACCAAAUGAAGAUUUCUAAUGAAAUGCAAAAUCGCUCGGGAGCUGCGAUAAUAGUCCCCUACCCUCUGUAAGGGUAGGCGUGCACUCUUCUAGAAACUCUUACAGAACACUGGAGUGAUAGGUGACAUAUUACCCUUUUUUUAGUCGUACGUUUCGUAUAACAGCCGCAGGCUACUUCAGGGUGCAGGAUAACAAUACUAAAAUAUAUGUAAUCAUUUGUUAACACAUUUUAUUGCUGCAAUUAAUAAAAAAACUCAUAGGGGUUCAAUUUGAAAAAUGAAUGUUAGGAGUAGCAUCUAGAGGUUGAUUUGAGUUCAUCUUGUAAAAUAUUGUUUAAUCCCAUAUGUAAUAUUUACCACAUUUUAUGCUUACCUUAGAAAAAUGUUUGAUUGUUAAGAUAGGUACACCUAACAUUUUAAAUUUUAAUUAAAGUUCUUAGUUAUUUACUUAUAACUAGUUUACAUAUAAUUACAUCGACUUGAAUUGUAAAGAGAGAUCCCAAUGAUUCAGUUAUAUCUCUUUUAGUAAUACGGAAUUCAAUAAAAAUAUUAUUGAUAAUGUAGAUAGAAUUGAAUAAACAAAAAAUGAAAUUUAAUAAUUCAAUACAAUGAAUAGCAAGUAGGCGAAUCAAAUUAAAUUAAAUAAAAUAUUUUUUGAAAAAUUAAUUUCCAGCAAGCUGUAAAUUGUUUUAAUACCUUUAUUUGGUCCUAAAUUCGUAUAAUCUAAGUUUGCACAAUCCCAGGAAGUAAGUAUAACUUCUGGUAGCUAAAAAACCGUCAAAUUUUUGCACUUUUAUUGGUUUUUUGCUUGUAGCUGAAAAAUGAUGCGUCGGACGGAAAAUGUUAUUCCAUUUAAUAAUAAAAAAGACUAAAUUAUGCGUUAAAUGACAUCUAAAACUUAUAAUUCGGUUCAGUGGUAUAGCCAAAAUCAAUAGUUUGACACUGGAAAAAAUUUUCAUUUCAGUGCAAAUUAUAUUUUGCGACUUUUUAAAGCAAGUACACUUCUGCAAAUGUGGUGUUCACUUAAUCGAUGACUGCAAUCAUGUCGAAAGAACAAUUUCUCUUUACCGACAAUAACAAAGAACGGCUUAUUUCCAUGCUGCGUGAGAAAUUGGUACAGCAUUGGUUUAAAAUGAGGCUAAGUAUUGAGGGUGUUAACACCUUUAUUGUCAACACUAUCAUUUAAUUGGCAGGUAACUUUGCGACGGUCAUCAUAAUCGGGGAGAACAUCCAUUUAUUGAUUCUAUUGACCACCAAAGCACCAAAUUCAUCCAACAUUUACGUCAUGAAACCUGGAAAGGCAACCUCUCGGAACACUUUCUGCUCUCACAGGUUAUUCAAAUUCUCGUAUGUUGUCAAACAGAACCUUCUGUUCCUAGAUGCAAUCAGUGGGUGUGAUACAACCUCUACAUUCUAUUUUCAAGAGAAGUUAAAGUUGUUAAGCCCCUUCAAAAGAACACGCCAUUACUGUCAACGUUUUUCAUCAUGCAGAUGUUGACCGUGAGGUUCUCAUUCCAGCAGGUUAAUUAUUCUUGGUAUCUCUCUAUUCACUUAAUGGCAAUAAGACCUCCUUAAACAAAUCCGCUACGAGAUAUUUUCAAAAUCCCUAAUAAAGUCAACUUUUAAUCUAGCUUCUCUACCUCCAACAAAUGCAGCCGCCACCCAACAUAUUCUGCGAGUAUACCUUCAAAUUCAGGACUGGUAUGAUAGACUAAAGGAUCCUCUCAGCCUGGCGUUAGAGGAGGAUGGACCUUAGUCUUCUUCCCAUGAUAAACACCAAGGAUCCAGCUUCAGCUGAAAUUUUCAACACAGUGUCCUGCAAAUGUACAGGGAAGUGGAGCUACCGAAAAAUGGGGUAGUAAUGUUAAACAAUAUGCCUCAACUGGAACGACCAGUCAUGUUCGAAUUCAGCACACUUUAAGGAUGAGGGUGUGACCCACAUUACUGUGAAAGCAAAAUAGGUGAGGAUAGCUAUCGACAACUAAGAAAAUGCGAACAUGAAUGCUGCCACCAUUUGUGCUGCAUGCCUAUUGAUUUAUAUUUCUUCAAUAAACUUUAAGUGUUUUUGUUACAUCAUUACAUCCAAGCUAUUAAGAACUAUGAUUAAUUUCCUUAUAAAUUAAUAUUAAUAAAACUUUUUGCGGUUUUUUGGCUACCAAAAUUUAUGCUCACCUCUUGGGAUGGUACAAACUUAGAUUACACGCAUUUAGGGCUAAAUGAAGGUAUUAAAACGAUUUUUCAACUCGGUUUUUUUCGAUUUCAUUUUAUUGGCCUAUAAUGCAAUUUAUAUUUGUUGUAUUUAUUUUGUCUACAAACAAGACAAUAAUAAAUAAAUAAUGUUCUUAAAUUUUUUUUAUAAAUAGUGAAUAGUAAGUAUUUAACUGGGCAGCCAUUUUUCAUUUCAGUGCAAAAUAAAUCAAAUAUUUUA
Messenger RNA from Psylliodes chrysocephalus, 10353 nucleotides. NCBI's taxonomy places the organism in Eukaryota, Metazoa, Arthropoda, Insecta, Coleoptera, Chrysomelidae. The record is from the annotation of a GenBank genome assembly.